Molecule: messenger RNA, 7178 nt
Organism: Camelus dromedarius (Arabian camel)
Lineage: Eukaryota; Metazoa; Chordata; Mammalia; Artiodactyla; Camelidae
Gene: ADORA2A
Product: adenosine A2a receptor
Exons: 4
Coding region: 5165-6394 (409 amino acids)
Biological process (GO): adenylate cyclase-activating G protein-coupled receptor signaling pathway; G protein-coupled adenosine receptor signaling pathway
Cellular component (GO): plasma membrane
Molecular function (GO): G protein-coupled adenosine receptor activity
Source: RefSeq, a predicted model, not a curated record
CGCCUCGGACAGUGCUGGCCGUCCGCCGGGCUGCCCUGCGCCGAGGUAGGAAUGGCGGGAAUGGUGGCGGCCCUCGAGGGACUUGGCGCAGGGUGCCCAGGGGAUUAAGGAGGGGCCCCGGCCGGCGGAGCAGAGAUGUCCUCGUUCCGGGCGCGGCCACCGCGCUUCAGACUUCAGUUUCCCCGACUGUACAAUGGGAGGAAGGCGGAGGCCGAGGCCUCCGCGGGGCAGAAGAGAGAAGCGAGAAGUGGAAGGCGGGUCCCCACCCCCUCCCCCCCGGACUGGCGCUGUCCCCGGGGGAGGACUAGGCCGGCCCCUUGAGCCGGCUCUCCCUCCCCAUCCCCGGCGGCACCCAGGUCGCUUCCACUCGCAGUGCCUGCGCUCUCUUCCCUCCUGGAGCUCAGGCUGCCCUCCCCUCAGUCUCUGCUGUCCAGCUGCUGAGGACUCCCAGCCUCUGCACCCUCCAGAAGACCCUCUACGUCACCCCCAUGCCCAGCCAGGGCUGCCCCUGGGGGUCCUGGCCCUGGGGGCCAUGGUGGAGAAUUCUUUGGAGCACAGCGGGCCAGGGAGGAUGUGUAGGGGCUGCCUCAUAGUCCUGCUGGGGUUGGUCCCGGAGGCCUUGGGUGGGCUGGGAAGGCUCUGCCUCGUGGGUCAGGCCUCCACCCCAGGUUCCCAUCCCACCUCCUUGCGGUGCCCUUGGCCUCGAGGGUCUCCCUGGCUCUCCCAGGUCCUGGCGUCCCUUGGGCCACUGCCCCUCCCUCUGCAUCCCCCCAGAGCAGACCAGGUUCUGGGCUAAGCUGUCUUCCCUGUUCAUUGCCUCAGGGAGGCUGAGGGCAGCUGAGACGUGACUGGCAAGAGGCAGGCUUUGGGCCAGCAGGGCUUUGGGGGGCUUGUGCGUUGCCUCCCUCAUGCUGGCCUGGGAAGUGCAGGUUCCCAACCACACCCUGGUCCUGCCCCUAAGAGUCCACAGCCUGAGAGGGCAGUGGCUGGCUUCAAGGGCAGCCCAAUGGACCAGGAAUUUCAGUGCAGACCUGGGUUCUGGUCUUGAUUGACUCGCUAGGCAGCUCACUGCUCCAGCAAACCCAUCUUCUCAUCUGUAAAGCAAGCAUGGUGGUGUGAGUGAUGCUUAAUGUUCAGGGUUGUGGUGGAGAGUAAAUGAGAUGGGCAUUGACUGUGGGAGUUGAGGGUGACCAGAGGACAGGCUAGAGUGUGUGCUUGAGCUGGGGAACCCCAGAGGGAGGCUGUUAGCCUUGCAGGGUUGGGGGACACAGCGGAUCCCUAUUGGCAGAGGGAGAUGUGGACUAGCAUUGCAUUGGGAGCAAGCAUCACACCCUGCAAAACUCAGGGCCUCUGGGUGGCUCUGGGCAGUGUCUGCUGUGUGGGAUCCCAGCCCCUGGUGGCUCUCAGCAGUGAUCUGAAGUCCUUCAGCAGCUCUUGCUCCCACUUAACUUGCCUAAUUCCUGAGCCACCUGACUCCCAGUGAGCUGGGACUGCCACCCCAGGCGUCUUGUGGGGUCUGGUGUGUCUGCUGCAAGGUGUGCACAUGUGAGAGCCCAGGGGAGCAUGGCCAGGAGGAAGGCAGAGGCUUGAAGGACAGGCUGAGAAGAGGUUCCGGUAUGUGUGUCAGGGGAGCCUGAGGGGACCAUUAGGGUCAGGUGCUAAGUUGGCAAAAGGACGAAUUCGAGCCCCUAGGGAAGGGGUCUGGGUCCAGGGAAGUGUUGGCGACCACAGAAGGGAGGUGUUGCCCCAUGAUCUGGAGGUUGGAGGGAGCAGUGGAAGCGUGGUGCCUGAGAGUGGGACCCUGGAGGUCCGUGCUGGGCCUGAUAGGGACGGGAAGUGGGGAGUGGGCAGGAGCCUCCCAGAGACUGCUCACCUCCUGGGCAGGGCUGGGGGCUCUGGAUGGUGGGAAGGGGCAGUUUAGUAGCAGAGGACCCAGCUCUUGCCCACAGAAUCACAGAAGGGUUCCCCAGGGUGUGGAAGCCAUGGGGUCCCAACAGGGACCGGAGGGGCUGGAUGGAAGGGAAGAGCAGGUGCCCUCACUCGUGCAUGGGGAGGCGGGUCAGGAAGGUGGGAUGCUCCAGAUUUUCAGGACCCCCUCAGGCCUUCUCUGACAUGCCCGUGAGCCUCAAACAGGCUGUGGACUUUGCCUGGAAUCUGCCCUCAUUUCCUCCCCAUCCUCCCAGUCCAGCCCCAGCAGCCCCUCCUCUGAGAACCUUUCCAGAUCCCUCUGGCCCACGCCUCCUUCUAAAGGACAGGUCUGUCUCAGAAGUUGCUGCUCCCUUCAGCGCAGCCGUCACCUGGAAGAAAGGCUGCCUCGGUGUGCCACGGAGGGGCGCUCAGUGCCACUCUGGUGCCUCCCCUAGUGUCUGGGCUUGUGGUCUCUGCCAGAGACCCCCACAACUGGUAUCUUCUGCCCAUCUGUCACAGGAACAUUCAUCUCUGGCCCUUUGGUGGCCUCUGCAAACCAUGAGCCAGGUACGAGGAGCCAAGUGGGCCAAGGAGCAGAGGCAGGGCUGUGCUUGAGCUGGUCUGUCUGACCCUCUGGCCCUUUCCCUUCAGCCUCCAGGGCUGCAUCAUUGAAUCUGUGUCCCAGGGACCCCAGAAGUGGGCCCGCCCCCUCCUGUCCUCAGUGGAGCCAGCCCCCAGGAGUCCCUGGGGCCGUGCACCUGGCGCUGCCCCUUCAGCAGGCCAGCCUUUCACCCACCAGGGUCUGUGUUCCCAGGGCCACUGAGAAGCGUCCCCCCAUCUUGUCCUCUGCAGGCAUCAUGGUGCCUGUCAUCCUGCCGUUAGAGGGUUCACGUGAGGGAGGUGCCAUCUCGCUGUGGCCUGUUGUACCUGUGAGGAGCUGCGGUGCAAAGGGGAAGCCUCUUGCUCCGCGUCUCGGGGAGUGUGAGACGGAGUAGGACCUCACUUGGGUUCCUUCCGACACAAGGUGGGGCACCCGGCACCUGGUGUGUGGAGAGGCCCCUUGGAGGGGGUGUCAGGUGAGGUGGCCACCUCAGUCUGGGAGCCGGCAGCCUCUCUGGCAUCUGGCCUGGACACGAGGGGAUGGGAGGGGGAUUCUAGGCCCCCAGUAGGGAGAAGGGCGUUGGCGGGCCCGGAGGCUGCUCUAGGGGCCGGGCUCAGUGCAGUGAGCGGGCCCUGAGCUGCAUUCCUGCCCACGUCCUGCCCCCAGGCACUGAGAGCAGCAGCUGCACACUUAAGGGGCUGUAGGGGAGGGCACACCACUGGGACCUGCCUGGGGACCGCAGGCCCAGCCCACACUGAGUUCCUGAAGCUGGAGCCACUGGCAGCCCUUCAGGGAGGGAGGGAAGAGGCACCCCCCUCAGCAGAUGCUCACCUCCAGGCAGCGCCCGAGGACACUGCCCCACCCGAGUGCCGGGUUUGGAGAGGGGCUCAGUGGGUCCUGGGGCCCUGGGGUUUGGGAGGCUUGUGCCCAGGCCAGUCAUGGCAGAGCCAGUGGAGGGCUUGUGGCUGGAGCUGAGCUGCCUGAGUUCAGCUGUUCCUCCACUCUGAGUCAGGAUGUCAGUGCUCCUCAGUCUGCCUUCCAUUUCUCUCAAGUACCCCCCCAUAGACGGUCUGAGAAUUCCCCAGGGCCGUCUUCAAACCCCUAGCUGUCCCAACUGUGUGCACACCAUGUCACGUCACUUGUGUUCAUCUCAAUUCCUGUUUUCAUCUCCAGGAUUCUAUACUAUUUCUUGCUCAUAUUUGCUGGUUCUUGUUUUGUUUCUGCCAGUCAUUCUCAUUCUGGCUUAUGGAUUCUGUUUCUUUAUCUCUUUGAAGAUCCUAACUGCCUUUGAAAGGUAUCAGUAGAUUACUCUAUCACCUUCAGCUCUUCUGGAAGGAAUGAAUCAUAUUUUACACUGCUGCUUAGCCUCCGUUUUCCUCCUGUGCUUUGAAAUUGUGGCUUGCAGGCUCCUCUUAGGUGGGAGCUAGGUCCUGGAGGCGGGGAGUGACCUGCAUACUGGGGCAGCAGCUGGCUCUCAGGACAGUCUCCUGGCGCAGGCUUGGCAGGUGGCACAGAGCUCCCUGCGGUCCGGCAGCGGGGAUGCUGCCUGGCACAGAGUACGUAUUUGGAAACAUUUGCUAUGAGGAAGUAGUGGAGGGUUCUCAGGCUGGGAGCCCAGGAACAGGCCCAGCACGGCUGUGAGAGGUCCAUAUCCCUACCCUGGUCUUGGUACACUGCCCAUAGCUGCUCCCAGGAGCAGGUGUGCAGGGUCCUGCCUGGAAGCUGGCGGGCACCUCUGUCCAGCAGACUCUGGGGGGUACAGCCACCAUCUGGACAUGUGUACAGAAAGCCUCACUAGUGUGACGUACAAGGAGCCAGGAAACUGGUGGGUUUGAUUAAAUCGCAUUUUAAUUAAUGUGGCCAGGCCGGUGGAGGGUGAGGAGGAAGCUGGGAAGAAGCGGCAGUUUUGAGUGACUGCUGGGGAACCCGCGGGGCUGUCCUCUCAAGGCUUAUUUAGCACGUUGCCCAGCAUGUGACCUAGUCUGUAUGGGACAGCUUCUGCCCUCUGCCCUGUCCCCAGCAAGGGACAAUCACACGGAAACAUUAUAUUAAUAGUAUUUAAUUUCCCCUCCUGGCUAGCAACAGAUGACUCAAGGAUUAAUUAGACAGAGCCAACAGAGGGAUAGGAAAUUGCCAGGUUGUGGCCCCGCCCCCAGGCCCCUCCCCACGCCUCCAACCUUCCUGUUGCUCUUAGAGGCCUCUGAAGGGAGGGAAGCAGAGAGGGGCCAGGAGGCCCCGGGAAUCUUCCUGCUGCUGCUUUCCGAGGGCACUUCCCCAGCUCCAUUCCGCCCUUUCAUGCUCAUGGUGGAUCACUGGCGGUCCCACCUCAUCUGUCCCCAGCAGAGCCCUCUGAAUCUGGACGACAGACUGGGGCUGAGUCAGGCUUCUGGCCUGGGCUGUUGGCUGAAGCCAGGGUACCUCAGGAACUCAGGCCGAGCUGAGCCAAGAUGCCGCCAGAGCCCCUGGAGAGGGCCUGGCUUCUGGAGGCUGGGUUGAAAAGGCCCUAGAGGCGGCCCCUCGUUGGCAGGGACGCUCCUGGCUCCUGUGAAGAAGGGGCUCAGGGCCUGGGCAGGGCCGGCAGUGCUGCAGCUAUGGACCGUGAGCUGGCCCGGCCCGCGUCCUUGCUGACCCCGCCCGGCGGCGGCUGUGCCCACCAUGGGUUCCUGGGUGUACAUCAUGGUGGAGCUGGCCAUUGCUGUACUGGCCAUCCUGGGCAACGUGCUGGUGUGCUGGGCUGUGUGGCUGAACAGCAACCUGCAGAACGUCACCAACUACUUUGUGGUGUCCCUGGCGGCGGCCGACAUUGCCGUGGGGGUCCUCGCCAUCCCCUUUGCCAUCACCAUCAGCAUGGGGUUCUGUGCCGCCUGCCACAGCUGCCUCUUCUUUGCCUGCUUCGUGCUGGUCCUCACGCAGAGCUCCAUCUUCAGCCUCCUGGCCAUCGCCAUUGACCGCUACAUCGCCAUCCGCAUCCCACUCCGGUACAAUGGCUUGGUGACCGGCACGAGGGCCAAGGGCAUCAUUGCAGUCUGCUGGGUGCUGUCAUUUGCCAUCGGCCUGACCCCCAUGCUGGGCUGGAACAACUGCAGCCAGCAGAGGGAGGGCAGGAACCAGUCGCAGGACUGCGGGCAGGGCCAGGUGGCCUGCCUCUUCGAGUACGUGGUCCCCAUGAACUACAUGGUGUACUACAACUUCUUCGCGUGUGUGCUGGUGCCCCUGCUGCUCAUGCUGGGCGUCUACCUGCGGAUCUUCCUGGCCGCCCGGCGCCAGCUGAAGCAGAUGGAGAGCCAGCCUCUGCCGGGAGAGCGGGCUCGGUCCACGCUGCAGAAGGAGGUCCAUGCUGCCAAGUCGCUGGCCAUCAUCGUGGGGCUCUUCGCCCUCUGCUGGCUGCCCCUGCACAUCAUCAACUGCUUCACCUUCUUCUGCUCCAAGUGCAGCCAUGCCCCGCCCUGGCUCAUGUACCUGGCCAUCAUCCUCUCCCACACCAACUCCGUGGUGAACCCACUCAUCUAUGCCUACCGCAUCCGUGAGUUCCGCCAGACCUUCCGCAAGAUUAUCCGCAGCCACAUCCUGAGGCGGCGGGAGGCCUUCAAGGCAGGCGGCACCAGCGCCCGGGCUCUGGCAGCUUCUGACAGCGACACAGAGCAGCUCAGCCUCCGCCUCAACGGCCACCCCCCUGGGAUGUGGGCCAACGGCAGUGCCCCCCAGCCCGAGCGGCGGCCCAAUGGCUACGCCCUGGGGCUGGUGAGUAGAGGGAGUGCCCCUGAGUCACAAGGGGACAUGGGCCUCCCAGACGUGGAGCUCCUCAGCCACGAGCUCGAGGGAGCGCGCCCAGAGUCCCCCAGCCUCGAGGGCCCCCGAGCCCAGGAUGGAGCAGGAGUGUCCUGAUAGUCCACUGGGUCUGCCCCUUCCAAAGGAGGGGAUCGUUGUCUUGCUGGCUGGCGGAACCAGUCACGUUUGGGAGGAGCGUGCAUGUGCCGGAGACCCCUCUCGUGGCUGGUUCCCACUUUGGACUGAGAGCAGGGAGCCCCGGCUGGAGCAGCAUGAGGCCCAGCAGGAAGGCGAUGGAGUCCGAGGAAGCGGACGUUUCGUGCUGGGAGGCGCUGCAUCAGGCCAGGGCUCCAGCACCAGAGCACCUGGCUGGUCAGGGCUGGUCCCCAACUCCGGAAGCACCUGGACGUGCCACCGUGCCUCAGCAGAGCAGCUGUGGCAGAGCAGGCUGGCUGGCUGAGGCUGGGGAGACACACCACCCGCCCCAGACUUUCCAAGGGUUCAGGAGCUGCUGUGCCUGGAGGUGACGUUUGACUUUUUUUCCAGGAGAAAACAUAAGCUGUGUGUGAGGAAACCCUUUGUAUCUUCUUAUCUUUCCUUCCUGGCUGCUGGGUCUGUUUAGGUCCUGCUGCUAACCUGGCACCAGGAUUUGGCCCAGGGAGUCCCAGGUGCCCUCUCCUGCUGCCGCGCGCUUCCCACGCGAGGUCCCGCGACUUGUAACAGCGGUGUCAGGGCAUGGGCGCAGGGGAGGGAGGAGGUCGGGGCUGGCCAGCACAGGGGAGCCCAGGUGGCUCAGAGCUGCCCAGGUGGAGGCCCUGUCUAACCGCCUUUCCUUCUGAAGGGAGUGUUGUUGUUUUUUUUCCCCUGAGAUAAAGUAAAAAUGAGCCAUGAUGUGUUUUAA